Messenger RNA from Chinchilla lanigera (long-tailed chinchilla), 3658 nucleotides. RefSeq names its product complement C1q and tumor necrosis factor-related protein 9. The record is from RefSeq and is a predicted model, not a curated record. The transcript has 7 exons. Gene Ontology annotation, molecular function: protein binding. Lineage: Eukaryota; Metazoa; Chordata; Mammalia; Rodentia; Chinchillidae. The coding region runs from base 2128 to 3129 and encodes 333 amino acids.
UCCUGAUGAGUACCUGCUCCCAGAGUGACCCGCUGGACCUCCUUGGGCUGCACGAGGGAGGCUCUGCUUGGGUGGGCGGUGGGUGACAGCACUGAGAACGUGCAUGGCCAAGACAGUGCCACACACAGGAAUGAAGACCGCCCGUGGGCAGGGCGUCUUCCGGAAGCGUUGGGAGACGAGCUAAGGGCGCCUUCUGCACGCUGGAAAGGUCGGGGUGAGGUGUGUGAGUCCUCCAGCGGAGUAUGUGGUCACAGAGAAAGACGGCGUUGCAGAACUCGGCAUGAACUGGGCAGCCCCAGAGCUGGCAGCAGUCACACUGUGCUGUCAGAGAAAGUCCCUUGCCUGACGGGUAUCCAGGCCAGUGGGCUUCACAGGGACCCGAGGAGCCCAUGGUUAGCCAGCUAAGCAGGGUGAGAGCUGGGGCCCCAUUGUCCCCGUGUGGCUGGAAUUGAAGUGUGACAAGUUGCAUGAGGCCCCAGGAAGGUGAGCAGCAGCUCACGGGGCCCACGGUGGCUCUGGGGAUUUCCUGACGUGACCAAAGUGAUUGAGGUGGGCUACAGCUGAAUUUGGCUCCAGGAGCUGGACAGCAGUGGGAAGAUGUGCGGGGAUGGAUCUUGACCCACCCAGGUGCCUGAGUCCAGAGGAAUUACGUAGACACUUGAGAUCUGGUUAGACGACGCUGAUCCUGACGACCCGGGAUCCAAAGGAGACCUGGAAACAGUUGUAUCCUUGAGGGAGUCGUAGGGCAGGAAGGCACGAUUUUCAGUGUGCCCUGCUCCUGGCUUACACGGCACAGGGUCCGGCCAGCCGCCCUGGGGUUCAGAAUUCACUCUUGAGGAAGAGGCUGAACAGGAGAGAAAAACAGACUUGGCGUUCUUUUGGCAAAACUGCAAACCGGCUGGGAAGAGGGAUGAAAACCGUAGACUAGAUCACAAGAAGGCAGACCUUGCUUUAGAGCUUUCUAGAGAUUAUAAGCUAUCUUGCACAAAUUUUAAUGUGCACAUCUUUCUGCUUGUGACUGUGCUGCUUGAUACAGUGUCAUAAAAUGUCUCCUGAUGAAGAACAAAUGCACAAAGCACACAAUGCAUAAAGCACGUGGAAGAAUAGAUGCUCAAGAAAAGCAGCUUGGAGGUGCUGGAUUCUGAAGCUGUCCCACGUGGAUGGGAGGUUGAGCCGGUAGUUGAUCCCUGACACUUUAGCCACAAGGGAGCCGAGCUGCUUUCUGACAGAUCUGUAUUCAAUGUUAGUGGUUGGGGAGGUAACAAUCUUGAAGGUGUAAAUCCUUAACCAUGGCUGUGAUAAGAGAAGAUUUUAUCAGGAGGGACACUGGGUGAUCCUUUAUCAAAAGAUUCAAUAAAGACAGUGAAAUAUAGGUAAAGCCCGGGGGAAUCAACCCAGAAGCUUUCGGGACUAAAAACCAGUAACUCCCAAGAAAUCCACAGUGUGACCAAGUCAGAAGGUCAGGUGAGGAGGCCGCAGCCCUUGGCAGUGUGGCUGCGUCUGCCCUCUGCGCUCGGACCGGUUGGCUCACUGUGCGAGGCAGUGCCACACCUGAGGGGCUGUGCGCCCUGGGGCCAGCUGACUGCGGAGACGGAGGCCUUCCACGCUUCUCACUGGAGGCCACCCCGCGGGCAGCAGGUGCCAUGUAUUACUCAAGACAUGGGCUCAGUUUUGUGUCACCACGACCCUGAAUAGCAGAGCUUAAACACUCCGUUAGAGGUGUGUUUCCUCCAGGCUUUCCUAUCAAAGCUGGGCCAGUAGGUGGGAACUGGCCUCUGGGGUCAUCCCAGAGCAGAACCUGGAGCCGUCCCAACCUGGUCACAGGAAGAGGGGAAGGGCCCAGGGCACACCCUUCCCUUAAGGUCCAGUCCACAGUUGCACACACGUGUUUCUUGUUCCCACAGGCCGAAUCUGGCUUUGUGGUCACAGCCAGGGUGCAAGGGAGGCUGGGGGUCGCAGCCUGCCUUGUGUGUCGGGUACGCUGCUAAACUUGUGUGUCCUGGAUGAAGGGGGAAGGGUCUCGCAGAUGAGCAGCGAUGUCCACCCAAGACAGGGACCUGAUCUGACAGACUCGUCAGUCUGCAGGGGAUGCACAAGCUGACCUAGUUGAGCCGUGGGCACCGGACCAUGCGGACCUGGUGGCUGCUGCUUGCCCUGGGAGUCUGCGCAGGGGCCGUGAGCUCUCAAGAGAUGUGCAGGCAAGGGCCCUCUGGCAUCCCCGGGAGCCCCGGCCACAACGGUCUGCCCGGCAGAGACGGACGCGACGGAGCGAAGGGGGACAAAGGGGACGCAGGAGAACCAGGCCAUCCCGGUGGCCCAGGGAAGGACGGAGUGAGUGGCGAGAAAGGAGAACGAGGGGCAGAUGGAAGAGUCGAAGCCAAAGGCAUCAAAGGUGACCCCGGCUCCAGAGGACCCCCAGGGAAGCAUGGGCCAAAGGGAUCUGUUGGUCCCCUAGGAGAAAAAGGGCUGCAAGGAGAGAUUGGCCCUCAAGGGCAGAAGGGCGACAAAGGUGACAUGGGUCCCAUAGGUCCCCAAGGUCUAACGGGCAGUGGUGGACCUUUGGGCCCCACUGGUUUAACUGGCCCGGUAGGCCCCAUUGGUAAGCCAGGUCCCAAGGGAGACGUGGGGCCCAUGGGACCCCAGGGUGAGCCUGGGGUCCGAGGAAUAAGAGGCUGGAAGGGGGAUAGAGGGGAAAAAGGCAAAAUUGGUGAAAGUCCAGUUUUGCCGAAGAGCGCUUUCAGUGUGGGGCUGACUGUGCUGAGCAAGUUCCCCCCUUCGGACGUACCCAUUAAAUUCGACAAGAUCCUGUACAACGAAUUCAACCAUUACGAUGUCGCCACAGGGAAGUUCACAUGUCACAUUGCCGGCGUCUAUUACUUCACCUACCACGUCACUGUCUUCUCCAGGAACGUGCAGGUCGCUUUGGUCAAAAAUGGGGUGAAAGUACUGCACACGAAGGACGGUUACAUGAGCUCCGAGGACCAGGCCUCCGGGGGGACCGUCCUGCCGCUGCAGCUGGGGGACGAGGUGUGGCUGCAGGUGACAGGGGGACAGAGGUUCAACGGCCUGUUUGCGGAUGAGGACGAUGACACGACUUUCACAGGCUUCCUGCUGUUCAGCGGCUCCUGACGGAGGAGCCCUCUGGUCCCGCCUCCCUCUCAGUGAGGGUUAGCAUGGCGGGAAUGACUCAGCGAUUCGCCCGCACUCCUUCCUCCGUGAUAGCAAUAAUCCUGAGAAGUGCAGCUGGGCAAGUUUCUCCUCAACUUGGUUGCAUGUAACUUACAAUCUUUCCAAGAGUGAAUUGUUACAUAUUUGCCUGUUUACUGCUAUUUUUGUGGAUUUUCUCUGCCCUGUUUAUUCUGAUUCUUUAAAUAUCUUCAUUGUUCGUAUCCUCUGAGGAGCACUUUGCACGUGUGUUUCUGCUGGGAAGGGCAUUCUGGUGUCACUGUAGUGCUCUAAGGAGCCAAGUGUUGCUCCUCUGUGUUGCUGAGGACAUUAGGGAGAAAGAAAGGGACAUCAGCUGGUGCGCAGCCGAGUGGUAGAACCGUUGGCUAGAUGCACAAGGCCCUGAGUCCCAGCUCCAGUGCUACAAAGGAAGAAAAAAGGAAAAUGUUUAUUCCAUUUAGUCACACAUAAAAGCUGGCAACAGUGAGACCCC